Molecule: messenger RNA, 1558 nt
Organism: Gigantopelta aegis
Lineage: Eukaryota; Metazoa; Mollusca; Gastropoda; Neomphalida; Peltospiridae
Product: L-proline trans-4-hydroxylase-like
Exons: 10
Coding region: 120-974 (284 amino acids)
Source: RefSeq, a predicted model, not a curated record
GUAAUCUCGCCCACGACAUUAAACAGGACAUAUCUACGAGAAUACGACUAAGGCCUUUCCGAUAUCACGUACGCCAUAGUAAUGUUCGGCUUGCAAGAUAAUCUGGACUAAAACUGAAAAUGGAUGAUAAGGAAUUUGUGUAUUCGGCCAACUAUAAACCUUUGGAUUCAAUGAAGACGGCAUUUGAUAAAUAUGGGUAUAUUAUCAUCAGGGGUUUGCUUCAACCGGCGGAACUGCAAAAAGUUACUCAAGCAUUGGAAGAAAACUCGGAAAUACACAAACAUGCUUUUGGGCUCUCCGACGGGGAAGAUAAAAUAAGUCGUCAAUGCAUAUGGAGUCUCCCUGGUAACGAUAUCACUGGUAUGGUUGCCAGAAGCACCAGAGUUGUGAGAACAGUGGAAAAGUUACUGAGUGGCGAUGUGGCCCAUUAUCACUCGAAACUCAUCAUGAAGGAAGCCAAAACUGGAGGCAAGUUUGUCUGGCACCAAGAUUAUGGAUACUGGUACAAGAACGGUUUUGUGAAACCCGACAUGUUAUCCGUGCUGAUCGCGAUCGACCCGUGCCUCAAGGAUAACGGCUGUCUGGAGGUACUGGUGGGUUCACAUAAAUGUGGCCGUGUGGACCACAUGAUGGUGGGUGGUCAAACGGGAGCUGACCUUGAGAGGGUGGAGCUUAUUAAACUGAAAUGUCCACUUAUCUAUGUAGAGCUUGAUCCUGGCGACGCGGUGUUCUUCCACAGCAACGUUCUGCACACGAGCAGCGCCAACACAAGCGACAAGAGGAGGUGGGUUCUGAUCAGCGCCUUCAACCUCCUCUCCAACAACUCCCUCAUACAGCACCACCACCCCACCGGAACCAGGGUGCACGUGGUCGAUGAUUCGGCCAUUUUGUCUUGCACUAAUUUCACAGACAUGACUGGAAAGAGAUUUCAAGAACCGACGAAGAAUCGGGGAAUUAUUCCUGUCAGAGAAUAAGCGUUUCGUACGACGUCUGUAUGACCGAGUCAAAGAAACCGUGGCACCCAGUUAUUAAUCGGAUGUUACUUCACAUGUCUGUGAUUGUCUGUGAUUAUCUGUGAUUCAAGCAGACCAUUAAAGGCAUUUGAUAUAGAAAGAUGAAAUGAAAAUUACAUCCACUUGGAAUACUACAUAUCCCAUUUUAACUGUUAAACAUAUGUGAAUGGUUAUUAGUGUGAUAUCUUACACAAGCAGGUCAUUAACUGCAUUUGAAACACAAACAUGAAAUGAAAAUUAUACCCACUUGUGAUACAAAAUAUCACAAAAUAACCGUCAAACAUGUUUUUGUUGAUCUACUAAAAAAAAUAAAAAAUAUGACAAUUACCAGAAACUAUUUUGCAAAAGAGUUUAAAUAAUGAUUGCUUCGUUUAACAACACCACUAGAGUACAAUGAUCUAUUAAUAAUCGGUUACUGGAUGUCAAACAUUUGGUCAUUUUGCCUCUUACUCUUCAGAGAAAUUUCGCCACAGCUUUCCAUUAUCAGCAAGGUAUCUUUCAUAUGUACUUUCCCACAAACAUAUUUCUCGCUCCAGCCAGUACAC